GGUCCUGCAGCGCGUGGAAUUCCAGCGCCUGGAAUUUUUUACUUUCACUUUCAAAUUCUCUCCGUUUUGAGAAGAGAGUGAAGCUGCUUGAGUCGUAGUUUCUCUGUGUUUGCAUGUCUCGCACGUCUCCACUGAAGAGGGUCUUUGGUGAUGUAUGGAGAGGAGCUGGGUGGGCGCUUUUCUGCUGAUUGCAUUCGAGUAGCAUCUGAGCUGAAGAGAAAAGGCUAAACACUUCGUCAGUCUUUCCAGAAACUCCCUCACAUGACGGCGAUGGCGGCGCAGAUGAUCUUUGUUCUCUUCAGUUUGGUCUCGAUCACAGAAUCCAGUGACGUGUUCGGACUUGUUGGAAAUUCUGUUCAAAUGGACACACAGCAUCCUGUACCAGAGUUUGAUGACUUAUCCUGGCUUUUUAACAGAACUAAUACUGUUCUAAAAUAUUAUCCUGAAUUUAAAAAAACUAAACCGUCUACUGCUUAUGAAGGCAGAGUGGAGUUCAAUGAGGAAACCUACAGUCUGACACUGAAGAACUUACAGAAGACUGAUAGUGGACUGUAUGAAGCAAAAACAGCUGGUGAUGUGGUCACAGUUGUUGCUGAGUACAGACUCUCUGUGUUAGAUGCAGUAGAGGCUCCAGUCCUGACUCACCAGCUAAACAGAGACACCUGUAACAUCACUCUCGCCUGCAGAGGUCAUGACCUCUCCGUCAACUCCAGCUGCUAUAAUGAAACCUGCGAGAAGGAGGAAGUGACAUCACCUGAAGGCAUCACCCUUUCCCUGUCUGUCAGUGGCAGCUCCAUCAUCUGUAACCAUAGCAACCCAGUCAACUGGAAGACGGAUGUUUUGGAGAUGAGAGAACUUAAACGACUCUGUGCUGAUGAAGAAAGUAAACAUGAAGAAACCCAUGACCCAGGCUCAGGUUUAACAGUGCCUAUCGUGGUUGGCAUAGCAGUUGGUGUAGUGGUUCUUGUUCCCAUUCUUCUUGUUGUCUUCAACACCAUAAAAGUCCACCGGAGGAGAUCAAGAUCAUUUGGAUUUCCAAUACGUGCCUUGGAAUUUCUUCAAACUAUUCAGGAGCAGCCAGCACCUGAGGAGCCCAGUGUUUAUUAAACCUAUGAAUCAGUAUAAGAUCAGCAUUUAUGCUGCAGCAUCAGAACCCAGCAAAGCUGUGAAUCAAGCCAAAUUGGAUGAAGCCACAUCAAAUGUGAGAAAUUAAAGCCACUCUUGAUUUACACAGAAGAUUGCCAGGGAUUUCACAGCCACCUCAUGGGAGUCCACAAAAGUACAACUGGCUGUUCUCUAAUUGGGAGGGAAAAAUGCUGAAGACAUCCAGUCCAGAGUCUUAGGUCAUGAAUACAGAGGGCAGCACCCCUCAUAGUGCCUUCAGAUGUUGCAUCAACUCAAAAAGAACAUUGGAAAUUGUUGACAACUAAUAUCAGGGAACACAUGGACACAUAGCGUUACAAAAAAGAUGAACAUAUAGAUCAUUGUAGCUUAGUGAGUAGCAUUGAAGGCACUGAAUAUGCAAAGGAUGAAUUCAGUCUUUCUUUUUCUUGUAAUAGUUUAGUUUACACUGAGAUACGGUCAUAAAACUGAACAAUUCCAGUCUGGCAUGUGUUUACAGAUCUGUGUUUAAUGCAGAACUGGCUCUAGCCUUUUGUGGGCAUUAAGAAAGGAUUUUUUGAAAUAAAG
Molecule: messenger RNA, 1689 nt
Organism: Pygocentrus nattereri (red-bellied piranha)
Lineage: Eukaryota; Metazoa; Chordata; Actinopteri; Characiformes; Serrasalmidae
Product: CD48 antigen-like
Exons: 7
Coding region: 262-1107 (281 amino acids)
Source: RefSeq, a predicted model, not a curated record